AUGGCUGGGAGGAGUAGCGAGUGGCGUCUGCAAAGAGGGCAGUACCUGGGAGAAAUCUCAGCCCUCUGUUUUCUCCACCCACCGCCUUCUGUCUCUUGUCUUCCUUAUCUCCUCGCCGAUUAUGCAACUCGUGACUGUCUUCUUGCGAUCUUUUUUGCAACAGGAACGGGUUCACAACUUCUGCUUUAUGAUUUAGUGACAGGAGUGAUGAUAAGAUCGUUUCAAGUUUUUGAAGGAAUACGUGUUCAUGGAAUUUCUUUAGAGAAAUUUCAUCAACAAUCGUCCUCUUCUGCACUUGCCGUCAAGAUUGCUGUCUUUGGUGAAAGAAAAGUGAAAAUGUUCUGUUUACGUGUUGAAAUAGUGAACAAUUCGCAAAAUAAGCCUCAAGUAUCCAUGGUGGAUUUGAUUCUUUUGCUGUCACUGCCAAAGUUAAAUCAUUGGGUGUUGGACGUUCGCUUCUUAAAGGACUCGGUGUCUUCUUCGCAUGAGGAGAGCCAGUAUCUUGCCAUUGGGUGUAGUGAUAACUCUAGAAGUGUCUGUUGUAUUCCAUGCGGAUGUGGGGUGAUGAAGUUGAAGCUCUCCGUGUUGCAUCUGGAACUAUUUAUAAUGAGGUAG
Ilex paraguariensis (yerba mate) is the source of this 615-nucleotide messenger RNA. The record is from the annotation of a GenBank genome assembly. Lineage: Eukaryota; Viridiplantae; Streptophyta; Magnoliopsida; Aquifoliales; Aquifoliaceae.